GAAACUGGCGCCUAGCGGCCCUUGCCGGUGCGGGGCGCCGUCCUGAAGCCUCCUCAGCCUCGGGCGCCGGGAAUAGCCAGGAAUUGGCGCUCUCCUGGCGCCUGGGCCGUCCACACCAUUGGCAGCCUUGGAAACCGAGUCUGAAACCGAGCCUUGCCCUGCUGUUUCGGCCCGUCCUGCUGCGGAAAGGCCCGGCACGCCCCUCUGCAGUGCAGCCUAGGGAGGCUGGACAGACCCCCCCACCCCACCCCCGGAGCGUAGAGUGCUGCGAUGGGUCCCAGCUCCCCUGUCCCUGAGUUGCCACGUCUGACUGCAAAGGCUGCAGUGACAGUUCUUGAGUCACAUUAACAAUAAAUGUAAAUGUUAAUGUGUCUGUGCCAUGUCUCAACCGGCACUCUGUAAACAUUUGGCUCGGUACUAGCUACCUUAGUAAGACCUCAUCUUCCCUUGGGAGGGAGAGAGCACUGGCAGCUGCUGAGCAACCUGAAGACGACUGUGGAGGGCUUGGUGUCAGCCAACUGCCCCAAUGUCUGGUCCAAAUAUGGCGGCCUGGAGCGGCUUUGCAGGGACAUGCAGAAUAUCUUGUAUCAUGGGCUCAUCCAUGACCAGGUCUGUUGCCAGGCUGAUUACUGGCAGUUUGUGAAAGACAUCCGGUGGCUCAGCCCACACUCAGCCCUUCACGUUGAGAAGUUCAUCAGUUUGCAUGAGAGUGGCCAGGGCGACACUGACAGCGUGAGUGAGCGUGCUGUCGCAGAGCUGUGGCUGCAGCAUAGCCUGCAGUGCCACUGCCUCUCAGCCCAGCUCCGGCCUCUGCUUGGGGACAGACAGUACAUCAGAAAAUUCUAUACAGAAGCUGCCUUCCUGCUGAGUGACGCCCACGUCACGGCCAUGCUCCAGUGUCUAGAAGCAGUGGAGCAGAACAAUCCCCGUCUUCUGGCUCAGAUCGACGCAGCCAUGUUUGCCAGAAAGCAGGAGAGCCCACUGCUGGUCACAAAGAGCCAGAGUCUGACCGCUCUGCCUGGUUCCACAUACACUCCUCCAACUAGCUAUGCUCAGCAUUCCUACUUCGGGUCGUCCUCCAGCCUUCAGCAGUCCACGCCACAGUCCUGCCACAGCUCAGAGAGAAGAUCUACUUCCUUUUCACUCUCUGGCCCUUCCUGGCAACCUCAAGAAGACAGAGAAUGCCUCUCACCAGCAGAGACUCAAACCACCCAAGCUCCGCUGCCUUCAGACUCCACUCUAGCCCAGGAUUCCCCACUCAGCGCACAGGAGAUGAGCUCCAGCACUCUGACUAGCCCCCUAGAGGCAUCCUGGAUCAGCAGCCAAAAUGACUCCCCAAGUGAUGUCAGUGAGGGGCCGGAGUACCUGGCCAUUGGCAACCCAGCCCCUCAUGGCCGGACCGCCAGUUGCCAGAGUCACAGCAGCAACAGUGAGAGCAGCAGCUCUUGCUUGUUCUCCUCCAGCAGCUCUCUAAAGCCAGCGUCUGCUGCCUCCUCUCUAGGGGACCAAGAGGCAGGCGGGCAGGGGCAAGCAGGCAGCGUCCCUCGCAGGUCCAGCUUCUCAGAAGGGCAGACAGCCUCUGUCACCAGCGGGACAAAGAAGAGCCACAUUCGCUCCCACUCGGAUACCAACAUUGCCUCCCGAGGAGCCGCAGAGGGUGGUCAGUACCUCUGCUCAGGAGAAGGCAUGUUUAGAAGACCGUCAGAAGGACAGUCCCUCAUCAGUUACCUCUCUGAGCAAGACUUUGGCAGCUGUGCAGACCUGGAAAAGGAAAACGCCCACUUCAGCAUCUCUGAGUCCUUGAUUGCCGCCAUCGAGCUGAUGAAAUGCAACAUGAUGAGCCAGUGUCUAGAAGAAGAAGAGAUAGAGGAGGAAGAUGGUGACAGAGAGAUCCAGGAACUGAAGCAGAAGAUCCGCCUUCGGCGCCAGGAGAUCCGCACCAAAAGCUUGCUCCCUGCAUACCAGGAGACUGAGGCUGGAAGCUUCCGGGUCACCUCCAGCAGCUCCCAGUUCAGUUCACGUGAUUCUACACAGCUCUCAGAGUCCGGCUCUGCUGAGGAUGUUGACGAAUUUGAAAUCCAAGAUGCUGACAUCCGGAGGAGUGCAGUCUUGAACGGCAAAUCGUCCUUCUCCCAGAAUUUCUCGCACUGCUUCCUGCACUCCACGUCGGCUGAGGCGGUGGCCAUGGGGCUGCUGAAACAGUUUGAGGGGAUGCAGCUUCCAGCUGCCUCGGAGCUCGAGUGGCUGGUCCCAGAGCACGACGCUCCACAGAAGCUCCUGCCUAUUCCUGACUCCCUGCCCAUCUCUCCAGAUGACGGACAGCAUGCCGACAUCUACAAGCUGCGGAUCCGUGUCCGUGGCAACCUGGAGUGGGCUCCACCCCGGCCUCAGAUCAUUUUUAACGUUCACCCAGCCCCCACGAGGAAGAUUGCUGUGGCCAAGCAGAACUACCGCUGUGCGGGAUGUGGCAUCCGGACCGACCCUGAUUAUAUCAAGCGGCUGCGGUACUGUGAGUACCUGGGCAAGUACUUCUGCCAGUGCUGCCACGAAAAUGCCCAGACAGUUGUCCCCAGCCGCAUUCUGCGCAAAUGGGACUUCAGCAAGUACUACGUCAGCAACUUUUCCAAGGACCUGCUCAUUAAGAUCUGGAAUGAUCCUCUCUUCAAUGUGCAGGACAUCAAUAGCGCCCUCUACAGGAAGGUCAAGCUGCUCAACCAAGUCCGGCUGCUGCGAGUUCAACUGUACCACAUGAAGAACAUGUUUAAGACAUGCCGACUGGCCAAAGAACUCCUGGACUCCUUUGAUGUGGUUCCAGGCCACCUGACAGAGGACCUCCAUCUGUACUCCCUGAACGACCUGACUGCAACUAAGAAGGGAGAACUGGGGCCCCGGCUGGCUGAGCUCACCAGAGCAGGAGCCGCCCAUGUAGAGAGAUGCGUGCUGUGCCAGGCCAAGGGCUUCAUCUGUGAGUUCUGCCAGAAGGAGGAUGACAUCAUCUUUCCUUUUGAGCUGCAUAAGUGCCGGACCUGUGAAGAGUGUAAAGCCUGUUACCAUAAAAGCUGCUUCAAGGCCGGAAGCUGCCCGCGGUGUGAGCGGCUGCAGGCCCGACGGGAGCUGCUGGCCAAGCAGAGCCUGGAGUCCUACCUGUCCGACUAUGAGGAGGAGCCCACGGAAGCCUUGGCUCUAGAGGCCACUGUCCUGGAGACCACGUGAGGAGUGACCUAAGCCCUUUGUUUAAGGGUCUGGCCAGGGUCAGAUAGAGACUGAACCCCACCUUCAAGAAGGUGGGGCCUUUUAAAAAAUAUAUUGUCAUUUUUUAUGACUUGUCUGCUGUCCAGGUGUAGGCAACCUUUAUUGGUUGAUGGAUCCAGUCAAUUGUAACAGAUAUCUGUGAACAUUGGGUAUUUUCAUCAGAACUGACACUCGGAGUGCUUCUUGUCAGGGGAAUGGACAUCAGACCCAGUUCUGACACGCUUGGUCUCUCCCACCAGGACCAGACCUGGUUACAGCUGCAGCUCAAAGAUCAGUCCCACUCUGACUUAGUUUCUCGGCGUCUGAGCCAGGCCUUUCUCAGCCAACAGCCUUCUCCUUUGCUGCUGAAACAGGAGAAUGGUCUUUUCUCCAUCCUAGUCCUAAAAGAAGAUAAGACUGUGCCCUGAGGCACGGAGAGAAAGGGGGUACACGGCGGGUACUCUGUCUGACCACUUAGGUACGGGGGCAGGCAGAUAGGCACAGGACCAUCCUUGUUCUAGAAUCCUCGGGAUCUCAAGGGCAGCCAUGGCUUCUGUGUUUCAAAUACCCCUGGCAUAGGUGGGCACAAGCUGGUUUGUGUGCUCUGAUGGGCUGGAAGCAAAGAACAGGCUACAGGCAUAAGUGUGGCUGCAGCUGGUGCUUACAGAUAGAAGAACAGAUAGAAGGCCUCCUGGGUGCUCAGUCUCAGUAACUAGUGUGAGUGCAGGUGUGCUUCAUGCUCAGGAAGGUCCCGGUGCAGCCCAAGGCGAGGAUAGAAGCCCCACCCACCAUCUUAAUAGUGGGUUCCUUACUGCUCUGAACAACUGUGGGACCCUUGUGGUUCUAAGUGCAGGUAUGACCCAACUCCAUUCCCCCAGCAGAGCUGCAGCUCUUCGUCUUGGCUGAUUUCUUGCCUUAGUUUCUUUUCUCAGAGUUGGGGGAGGCCAGCCCACUAGUAGCACUAGGGCACUUGACAGUUUGUGAAUGUGUCUGUUUGCUCAGUGUAACAGGAGCCUUUAUGCAGUUAACUCUUGAGCCUUGGUAAUAUAUGUUGAACCAUCCAUUUCAUGUUACUAAUUUUAAUAGACUCUUCCCUUAUCACCUAAUGUGCAUUUUUGUCCUGUGGGAAGUGUCCUGGUCUAGGCUGCACUUGUGGUGGUGUUUGAGCUGCAGCAGCACCUAACCUUGGUAAGCACUGGUCAGGGUCGCCUCUCAGAGCCUGGCAGGUCUGUGAACUAACAUCCACAGCGCUCUCAUUCUGAGCUGGCCUGUGUCUUCCUGUACUUGGCCUCAAGUAAAAUCAUUGGUCCAGGCAGUGCCCCAAGACAUCAAACGGAGUUGCACCUUGUUGGUGGAAGCAGACAGGUAGCUGAGCUUAGAGGGAACAAGGAGGCAGAGGGGACAUGAUGUGACAGCCAAGCGGAGCUCUAGCCGAGCAAGAGGGAACAUGCUGGGCUGGUUCCAAGGUGUGGCUCCUCUGCCUCACACUUGGGUUCUGACUACUACAUGGGCUGUAGGCGAUGAGGCAGAAAGCCAAGGCCAAAGCCAGUUCUGAAGAGCUGGUUGGAAAUCCCUUCCAGCGCAGUGAUCUCUGAGUCAGACCUUGGACUCGGACUCUUGACUCCAGUUCCUGGCUGACUUCCCGUCCAGCUGCUCACUGACGUCACCACACUGGAGGAGCCUUCCACCCAUGCUCCCAGUCAGCACAGGCUCAAGCAGUCUCUCGCCCACUUGGCUGUUUCCCACCUCCCCCAGCCUGUCACAUACCUGACAGCUCCUGGGUCUGCUAUCAUUACUGACCAAAUACCCGUGUUUGUUUAUUUGGGAGUGGGGGAGAAGGAGCAGGGGGUGUGGUGAAAGCACUUUGUCCCUUCAUAGUGACUGAGGAUCCCCUGCUGUGGGAGGAGAGGCUCCCAGUGCACUGAUGGGAGCAUAGCUCUGUAGGGAGGGGACAGCUCCAAGUGUCCUGCACUUAAGAGGCUCUUCCUCUUCCUCUGCUGAGGGCUGGAGAGCUUUUGCCGAACUAACAGAAAAGGAGCAAGAGUCUAAAUAAAAACGCUGUUUGUGUACCACCUGUGUGUAGAACUGGGUUCUCACCUGCUGUAAUUUAUGCACAUCCUGACAGUACAUGGUCAUCUUUAAUAAACUAAGGAAAAUAAAUUUUGCCUUUUAUUUACUUGCCUUGA
Messenger RNA from Apodemus sylvaticus (European woodmouse), 5417 nucleotides. It is a transcript of the gene Rubcn, whose product is annotated as rubicon autophagy regulator. The transcript is spliced from 19 exons. The record is from RefSeq and is a predicted model, not a curated record. Gene Ontology annotation, biological process: negative regulation of autophagosome maturation; negative regulation of endocytosis. Gene Ontology annotation, molecular function: phosphatidylinositol phosphate binding. Gene Ontology annotation, cellular component: early endosome; late endosome. The coding region runs from base 571 to 3213 and encodes 880 amino acids. NCBI's taxonomy places the organism in Eukaryota, Metazoa, Chordata, Mammalia, Rodentia, Muridae.